AACGCUUCUUUCUUUAACGUUGUCUUACCAGCUAACAGCAUCCAGCUAGUUUAGCACCAGGCUAGCUGAGCAGCUAGCCCGCAGACUCAGAAACAUCUGUUUACUGUCUUUGUUGAUGGAUUCUUCUUGAAUUGAUCGAAGUCAUCAGUCGUUGAAGGACUAAACCCGGAUCCAGGCCGAAGACUGAAUAAAACCUCUGAUCGGAGGGUUUCAUCGCUUCAUCAUCGAGGCUCGUGUCUCCUGUUUGGGCGUUUCUGACCCGUUAAACCAUGCAGUUCAUGCUGCUGUUCAGCAGGCAGGGGAAGCUGCGUUUACAGAAAUGGUACGUUCCCCUGUCUGACAAGGAGAGGAAGAAGAUCUCCAGAGACCUGGUCCAGACCAUCCUGGCCCGGAAGCCGAAGAUGUGCAGCUUCUUGGAGUGGAGGGAUCUUAAGAUUGUGUACAAGAGAUAUGCGAGUUUGUAUUUCUGCUGUGCCGUGGAGGACCAGGACAAUGAGUUGAUCACACUGGAGAUCAUCCACCGAUACGUGGAGCUGCUGGACAAAUACUUUGGCAGCGUGUGCGAGCUGGAUAUAAUCUUCAACUUUGAGAAGGCGUACUUCAUCCUGGACGAGUUCCUGCUGGGCGGAGAAGCUCAGGAGACGUCCAAGAAGAACGUGCUGAAGGCCAUCGAGCAGGCGGACCUGCUGCAGGAGGAGGCCGAGGCACCACGCAGUGUUCUUGAAGAAAUUGGGCUCACAUAAACCAUCUUGCCGCUGCUGCCGCUGCAUCGCAGCUCCUUCUCCCAGAUGUUCAUCUGGAAACGUCCAUGUCUCCAUCCUGUCCUCUCCUGAUUGUGUCAGUGUUGUAUGUAUAAAAUCACCCCGUGUACUGUACUUUCCCGUUCUGUGCUUUGAAUGUGGUGCCAAAACUGUGGUUUUGAUGUGUUCCCAAUGUACAAGCUCCCUCACUGUGUUCUGCAUCAUUAUAAGCCAACAUCCCUCCCUUUACUUCUUCAAACUCCACAAAGAAACAAGUAGCAGACAUGAAAACAUCUUAUUAAGAUCAUCCAUUGUUACAGACUUCUGAGUCCUGUGGUGCCGUUUGGUUUAAAGGUUUUCAGAGGUCAGGGUUUGCCUAACCCAUUCUGCUGCUGUACCUCGUAUAGGCUUCUACAGUAUUGGAUUCAGUCAUUAAUGAAAUAAUGAACCAUCUUUGAGAAAACAAGAGGAUCUUUUUUUACAAACUUUACAGCUCUUCUGACAGUAUUCCCGGGAUCCUUUAAGACUCUCACACAUUCAUCAGGAUUAAUAAAAAGGAAUCUGUUUGAUAUAAUGGAGGUACUUGUUUCCAAAGAUGACUCUUUAUUCUAUUCCAGAAAUUACAAUGAACAAAGGAACAAACGUAGCAGAGUGUAAGUGUGUAAAGUUUAGUUCUAGAGAAAUGAAGUACCCCUGUGAUUUUGGGCUUUUGUCUUUGCAUGAAGAACAAAGCAGACGUCAUGAACCAGGCUGGCCUCAGACGUAAUAUAUGGGAGGCAGCGACGGGCUGUUGUGGACAUCUUUGACGCUCUUACAAUCACGGGAACAAGAAUCAAACCAAUCGUUAGAAAAGUAUUCAUAACCCGCUCGUGUUUGGUGUUUCUUUAUUUGAACCCUUUUUAUUUCCUUUAAAGAUAGUUCAGCUGUUUAAAUAUAAUCAGUGUUGCGUAAAACUGUCGUCUUAACUCUGUUGACUGAUUUUGUUUACAAAAAAUUGUAAUGGCCGACAGAUACAUCCAAGGUCAGUCCCUCCCUGAGUCUUAGAUCAGGAUAGGAUAGAGAAAGUGUGCUUUAGGAAACUUUGGCUUACUGUAUAAGAUUAACACGACCAAAGAACACUGUGUUUUACCUUCUCAAUGGUGUCUAAGGAAGGCAAACAUGGCAGAAAGGGAUUUAAUGCUGCAGGAUGCUGAAAGGUGUAACAGGGCCGCCGUUUACCAGCAUUGUAAUUAUUGUAAUGAGUCAUCUCAAUCUGAUUAGAUCUCUUCUGAGUGUCAUUGUGGGGAAAGAGGAAGAAAAACUGCACAUAUCAGGGUUAUCAUUAAUCUUCAUCACGUGUUGGUAGAAAGCAGGCCAGCAGGUAUUGAUCAUCUCAAAGUGAGUGGCAGUCAUAUUUUUUAUCUCCAUAAUUAAAGUAUUUUUGUUGAAA
Molecule: messenger RNA, 2169 nt
Organism: Notolabrus celidotus (New Zealand spotty)
Lineage: Eukaryota; Metazoa; Chordata; Actinopteri; Labriformes; Labridae
Gene: ap1s2
Product: adaptor related protein complex 1 subunit sigma 2
Exons: 6
Coding region: 270-743 (157 amino acids)
Biological process (GO): vesicle-mediated transport; intracellular protein transport
Cellular component (GO): intracellular membrane-bounded organelle; AP-1 adaptor complex; membrane coat
Molecular function (GO): clathrin-cargo adaptor activity
Source: RefSeq, a predicted model, not a curated record